UGACUGGAAAGAGGAGGAGGUGGGGAUUAGGGAUGAAGAUAUAAAAGCACAACACAGACAACGCACCUCACGAACUCAAGAAGAAGAAAGAAGCAUCUCUGAGCAGAGAUCGGCAGUGGCCUCUUGGGAUAUCUGUGACAACAGUCACCCUCAGCAGAAAUGAACGCCAGCCCCCCUGCAGGAAGCGCCCUGGCCCCUGGUGGAGCGGCUGGGCCCACCACACCCAAGAAGGGACCACCCAAGUUCAAGCAGAGGCAGACCCGCACAUUCAAGAGCAAGGCCCCCAAGCCAGGCCAGAAGGGCUUUGGUGACGAUAUCCCCGGCAUGGAGGGUCUUGGCACAGACAUCACAGUGGUGUGCCCAUGGGAAGCCUUCGGCGACAUGGAGCUCAGCGACUUGGCCAAAUACGGCAUCAUUUAAACCUGCUGCCUCCUGCCUUCCUUGCCUCUCCUCUGUUUAAUCCCCUUCACCCGGACUUCUCUCCAUCUCAGCUCGGCAUGCCAUGAUAAGACGGCCAGCGAACCCCCUAAUGCCCUCUCGUCUAUCUACCUCAUGCUUCACUCCACUAAGUGGACGGGAAGCAUAAUAAUGUUCUUAUUUUUUAUUAUGAUUAUUAUAUGAUUCUGUUUUAACUAUAUAUACCUGAAAUGAGAAGACGAGAAAAAUAUCUUCACAUACCUUAUUCCCCUUUCCCUUCAUCCAUCUACAGUAGUCUACUCCUGACUUCCCUCUCUCCCUCUGUCAGUCCUAACCCAUGGCAAUGGACGCAAGCAAAACACUAGUUAAUACUAGCUUGUAUUUGCUUCUAGCUGUCUAUUAAAAUGUAAAUAUUUUGUUCUCAGUGUUGAACCUUUUUACCUUGUCUUCCAUCCUACCUUUUGUACUCCCCCCCCUCUUUUAUUUUGCAUUGUAUUUUCUACUCCUUGUCCACAAGGUUACUGUAAACACCAAGGGAUGCAAGGAGAGUGUGCAAUAUGCUGUAACGGUGAAAACUACAAUGCACUUUCACAUGAUCAUGGAGGAUGAAUUCCCUUUUAUCCCAUCUCUCUCUCUCUCCUUGCUGCUAUCUGAACCCACGUCCCUCCUUAGAGAAAACAAAGGCAUAUAUGUUUUGGGUUGCAAGCACAAUACCACAGAAAAUGUACUAUGAACUGGUAUGUUCUGAGAGCUGCAGUAAAUGUGUUUAUUUUUAGCA
Molecule: messenger RNA, 1195 nt
Organism: Siniperca chuatsi (mandarin fish)
Lineage: Eukaryota; Metazoa; Chordata; Actinopteri; Centrarchiformes; Sinipercidae
Product: retinal cone rhodopsin-sensitive cGMP 3',5'-cyclic phosphodiesterase subunit gamma-like
Exons: 3
Coding region: 160-420 (86 amino acids)
Biological process (GO): positive regulation of G protein-coupled receptor signaling pathway; positive regulation of epidermal growth factor receptor signaling pathway; visual perception
Cellular component (GO): photoreceptor outer segment membrane
Molecular function (GO): 3',5'-cyclic-nucleotide phosphodiesterase activity; cGMP binding
Source: RefSeq, a predicted model, not a curated record